AUGUCUAAUACUGACUUGGAUUGGCAAUUACAAGAGCUUGAAAAUGGAAGGGUAAUUCCUGAAGCCAAUGUGGUCGAGCUUUGCAAGCGUGUUCGUGAUAUAUUGAUAGAGGAAUCAAAUUUACAGCAUAUCUCUUCUCCGGUUACUAUUUGCGGUGAUAUUCAUGGUCAGCUUCACGAUAUGCUUGAGCUUUUCCGCAUUGGUGGCUCUUGUCCAGAAACAAAAUACGUAUUUUUGGGCGAUUUUGUCGACAGAGGUUUCUACUCCGUGGAAACCUUCCUUUUGCUAUUAACACUUAAGUGCAAGUAUCCAGAUUCAAUCACAUUAAUUCGCGGAAAUCACGAAUCCCGCCAAAUCACUCAAGUAUACGGUUUUUAUGAUGAAUGUGUUCGCAAAUAUAGCUCUGCAAAUGUUUGGCGUUAUUGCUGCGAAGUGUUUGAUUAUCUUUCUUUAGGUGCUGUUAUUGAUGACAAAGUUUUGUGUGUGCAUGGUGGACUUUCUCCGAGUAUUACAAGCUUGGAUCAGAUUCGACUCAUUGAUCGAAAGCAAGAGGUCCCCCAUGAAGGCGCCAUGUGCGAUUUACUCUGGUCAGAUCCAGAAGACAUCAGUGGAUGGGGUUUGUCGCCUCGAGGAGCUGGAUUUCUAUUUGGUUCUGAUGUGGCAGAGGCUUUCAACCAUGGCAAUAAUUUGUCAUUUGUUGCCCGUGCCCACCAGUUGGUCAUGGAAGGCUAUAAAAUUCACUUUUCCGAAAAGGAUAAAGAAAAUACAAGAAAAUUUAAUGAACAGGACUUCAGUUCCGAUUCAGAUCCACAAUCGCCGUAUGAUGAUACCCCCGCGCCCGGUGAUACCAUUGCAAUAGCACAAAAAGACAUGGGUAGUGUAGUGACUGUCUGGAGUGCCCCUAACUAUUGCUAUCGUUGUGGAAAUGUUGCUUCGAUCUUGCAGCUUGGUGAAAAUCAGAAUCAAACAUAUAAGAUUUUCGGAGCAGCUUCACAGGAACGAAGCGGGAUUCCUACCAAGCAACCCAUCGCCGAUUAUUUCUUAUGA
This is a messenger RNA of Schizosaccharomyces osmophilus, 1047 nucleotides long. It is a transcript of the gene pph3, whose product is annotated as serine/threonine protein phosphatase PP4 catalytic subunit Pph3. The coding region runs from base 1 to 1047 and encodes 348 amino acids. Gene Ontology annotation, molecular function: protein serine/threonine phosphatase activity. Gene Ontology annotation, biological process: peptidyl-serine dephosphorylation; double-strand break repair via homologous recombination. The transcript has 3 exons. Gene Ontology annotation, cellular component: cytoplasm; nucleus. Lineage: Eukaryota; Fungi; Ascomycota; Schizosaccharomycetes; Schizosaccharomycetales; Schizosaccharomycetaceae. The record is from RefSeq and is a predicted model, not a curated record.